Exophiala aquamarina CBS 119918 is the source of this 1929-nucleotide messenger RNA. RefSeq lists its product as uncharacterized. NCBI's taxonomy places the organism in Eukaryota, Fungi, Ascomycota, Eurotiomycetes, Chaetothyriales, Herpotrichiellaceae. The transcript is spliced from 3 exons. Bases 1 to 1929 code for a protein of 642 amino acids. The record is from RefSeq and is a predicted model, not a curated record.
AUGGAGUUCAACGACAACGCCUUAUUCAGCACGGGCUUCCAAGACACAACUCUUACUGUGAAGCCAAAGAGGAUCAUCAUCUGCUGUGACGGGACAUGGCAAUCUUCCGUGUCCAACAUCACCAAUAUUCCCUCGAACGUGACCCGACUAGCCCGUUAUCUUACCAAAGCCGGCCGUGACAAGGAUGGAAACGAAUGGGAACAACUCGUCUUCUACGACGCCGGGAUCGGCACGGGUGUGUCCACGCUGGAAGCGAAGCGCGAAGGCGGCACGGGGUCCGGCUUUGUGGGGAACGUCAUUGAAGCCUACAAUUUCAUAGUCUUGAACUACAAUCUGGGCGAUCAGAUCUUCUGUCUCGGGUUCUCCCGCGGUGCAUACACUGCUCGCGCUGUCGCUGGUCUCGUCACUGACAUCGGCGUCAUCCAACCGAGAGACAUGCAGGAUUUCCCAGAGCUUUACCGGCUGUAUCAGGCUCAUGGGGAUAGUCAUAUGUUCAGGAAGUCUCAGGCGUGGCGAGAGUGGGUUGAAGGAAAGCCCCUAUUUGACCCCUCCCAAAAUGACGUUCCUCCAGAAUGGAAACAGUCGCCAUUUGCAUGGGAGAAGAGGCCUCACGCCUCGGCUCUCGAAUCGUCUCGAUGGGUUGAGGCAGUUGGCGUCUUCGACACUGUCGGCGCUCUUGGGAUCCCCAAAGUGGUGGGCAUUAAAGGAGCAAUUUUGAAUCCGGUGAUACAGUGGGGCAAGCGUUGGGUUCCCGUGGAGAAUGCUGGCUUCCACAACGUCGGUCUCAGUCCCUAUAUCAAGCAUGCGUAUCAUGCCAUGGCUCUCGAUGAGCACCGCAAGCCCUUCAGUCCAACGCUGUGGCACUUCCUCGAAAGCGAUACGACUUCGAAGCCGGAAGUUUCUAGUGCCGGUUUGAGAGAGGCCUGGCAAAAGCUUCACACGAAUGACCAGGCAACAGAUGUUGAGCUUGACAAGGCCUGGCACGAACUGGUCGAUGCCGAAAUACGUGAAGAGCUCAAGGGUCACCGUUCCACUCUUCUUCAAGUCUGGUUUCCAGGAGUACAUAUCAAUGUUGGCGGCGGAAGCGAUGAAAUGCUAACCAAGAAGAGGGAUGACUUCGAACAGAUCGCCAUGGUCACGCUCAGUUGGAUGGUUGAGCAACUACGACACCAUCUCUCCUUCGAGCUCAGCCUCAACAGCCUCAUGAUAUGGGAUCGAUUCCAGCUCAUCAGGCCAGUGAUCAGCGAUCUGCUUCAGAACAACGGCUCGCACUGGCUGAAAACGGAGGUCAAGGCUCGUCUCGCCAAAGAACCAAAGACAGAUCUAUGGAACGACAGCAACAAAACAAGAUCCCUGAAUAUCGCGGCCGAGGUCCUCAAAGGCUGGGCAACGGGUCCAAUAAUCGAUAGCUUCGAGGGAGACAUGAAGGACGCAGGCACACUCACGAGAACCCCAGGUGACUACAGAGAUCGCAGCCCAGGACAGUCCAAGGCGUUCAGGCUAGGGGCAACGAAUGAACAAAUCCAUCCCACCGUCGCAUACAGGAUGGAGAAGCUUGGCAGCAAGUAUAGGCCGGAGGCACUCGCGGGCUUCAAGCGCCAGUUGAAAAAGGACAGCAACGGCAAGGUCACAUACGAGUGGGUGAAAGACAGCAUCCGCAUUCCCGAGUACAAAAUCGGGCCGGAAAUGUCGGACAAGAAUGUCGUCCCAGGUCUCGAUGAAAGUACCGAGGUGCUGAAAAGGGACGACACGCUUGAUCAAUUCGAACGGUUGCUCCUCUCGGGUGAUCGGUCUGCUGUGGCUUUCCUCGGCCGUGUCGACAAGGCGUAUGGCCUUGAUUCCUGGGCGGCGAGAGCAUUGGAUCCGCAACCCGAGGCUGCCCCGGUGGGGCAUGAAAAUGUUGGAUUUCAGCCCAAUAAUUCAUUUUGA